AUCUCAAGGAGUAGUAGAUCUGGCACGUGAAGAUACGGUGUGAUAAGAUCGCGUGCUUAUUUGGGUUUAUCAACAUCCGCCUAGAACUUUCUCAGUCUCAGUCUACACCACAACUUUUUUUGACUGUGUGUGUCUUUCCUGGUCACUGCUACUUCAUACCAGGUACCAACAGCUGAUGACAUCUGGCUUUGAGUCUGGUUAGAAUACAUUCAAUACUCCUCCCUGCUAGGCAGGGGUUUAUCACUCUUGUUGACAAUUCUGGCCUGUUUACAAGAACAGAAAAAAACAAUGUGGAUUCUCCGUGUCUUCUCCUCGGCCAUCUACCUGACCGCGAUCGUCCUCUCGAUCCCACUCGCCUUUGAUGUCGGCGGCAAAACUUGCGGUCUGGCCUAUUCGCUCUCUCUCGCCAGUUUCUACUUCUUCUUUUCACUACUGAAAUUGGCGACACCCGACUCGUCGCGGUUCAGGAGAUUAUUCGUCAUUCUCGUGGGGUCAACGCAAUGGAUCAUCGUGCCGGCGUUGUUGAUCUGGUCGCUGAAUUUGUUUUCGGUGGAUUCAAAGAGUCGCAACAAUACCAACGGGUCAUGGGUCGAUAGAUACACCAGCGGCAGUCAUGCAAAAGAAAUUGACAGCGGUUUAUGGAAUGGUAUUUCGACAUGGGUUUUUGGUCCUGGCGGUUUGGUGGAAUCGUUUGCUAUUGGGAGCUGGGAUAAGCUUUUGCGAUGGUCGUCGCCUUUCUUUCAGCUUGUUGAGGGUUUUUGCAGUCUGCUUGUUAUCCAGGCUGCUGGGCAAAUUACGCGUUGGCUGGUCAAUAGGAGUGGUGGUGAUACGUGGAUGAUCAGUCUCCUUGUCGUAUCUGCUUCGAUCAUUUCCAGCUCGGUCUAUUUCCUCUGGCGCAUUCUCCAGUUCCCCGAAAUUUCCAACGUGGAUGCCGCUCUUAUUGGUGUCGCGAUCACUAGCGCUGUCAUUUUGUGCGCCUGGGGAAUUGGAAGUGGUCGUGGCAAUGCAGUCGAGAGCUCGCUUCUCUUUGCUUACAUUGUCCUGUGCGUCUACCAGAUCUUCACCGACUAUCAACCAUCUGCACCUGUCGAGCAAGCUCCUCCAGCCCAAGCAGCGGAUUUUCCCCCUCUGCCACCUAUCAUCAUGGCGUCGUAUAGCACAUUGAUGAACCUGCUGUCGCUGCUACCGUCUAUUCUCCAUGCUGCGUUCAAUGUCAUUGCUGCCGCUUUCAGUGCCGUCACACCAUCGAUCUUGAUCACCCUUACCUAUCGCCUAUUCGUGUUCUACGCCUCCACGCGCAUUAUACCUGCAGUUCGCGAAUCCGGUGCCCGAGCCUUGUCGCAAGAAGCAUCACUCGACGACGAUGAUGGUGCCAACAAGCUUUUGGGCUUACUAAGCUGGUUUUCUCCCAGUAUACUCGUCGCGGUCUAUACCAGCUUAUUAAUGCAGCAUUUUGCCGCCAAUUCGCAAGGCGCAGCUGGCGGUGCAGCGGGUGGGCAGUGGUGGUUGAGUCAAGGGGAUGUAGGCUCGAAUUUCUGGCGAUGGAUUAAUUUGGCUUGUACGAUGGCGCUUUAUGCGUUUGAGUUGUGGAUUGCUCAGGAAGAUGUUGAUACGGGGCUGAUGGGGCAUUGGAAGACGGAUUGAUCGACUGACAUGAAAGUUUGUUUCGUGUUUUCUUUUAUACCCUUGACUGGGGAUAUAUCCAUAUGUGCAGCCCAAACCCUGCCAGUCUCAAUCACGACUCUGUAGUGAGUUCGGUCGCCCUUGGAUUGAUCAGAAAGACAUACGCAAUCUCUGAAUAGCCAGCACACAGUCAAUGUGCCAGAACGGGUCCAUUUCCAGACGCUCGCCGAUUUUCAGUUCUGUUCCACGUCUUGCCACUGUUGAAGCCGCACUUUUCGCUUCAUCCUCGCAACCACCCCUCCCAUUUUCUUUAUAUCUUCCUUUGUCAUGAUGAUACCCAACUAAGAAUGUCGCGUUUUCAUCCCUUCCGUCUUCCUACUUCUUACAUGUCAUUUCGUGAUGUAUUCGAUGAUUGACUGUUUACGCACUAACUCUGAGAGACGGUGCAGUAACCCUUUUACAUCCUAGCUAGCUAGAAGAACAAAACCCAGAACAAGAUCCUUU
Messenger RNA from Talaromyces stipitatus ATCC 10500, 2127 nucleotides. RefSeq lists its product as hypothetical. Lineage: Eukaryota; Fungi; Ascomycota; Eurotiomycetes; Eurotiales; Trichocomaceae. Bases 289 to 1644 code for a protein of 451 amino acids. Gene Ontology annotation, cellular component: endoplasmic reticulum membrane; cortical endoplasmic reticulum; perinuclear endoplasmic reticulum. Gene Ontology annotation, biological process: endoplasmic reticulum inheritance; septin ring assembly. The record is from RefSeq and is a predicted model, not a curated record. The transcript is spliced from 3 exons.